AUGGCAACAGCAAAUGUCGCAGCCGUGAUCAAGGAAUUGAAGAAAAGGCGAUCUUAUGCCAAGGGACAGUUAACUAGGAAGUUGAACAAUUUGUAUGAUUUGAUGUCGGAUCCCAACUACCAUGACAACGUAGAAAGGAUUACUCUAGCGGCCAAGGAAGUAGGUAAUCAUUUUCAAUUCUUUUCGGCAUGCCAUAAUGGGUAUCACCAAAGUUUAGUUAGCCCUCAUGAUAUAGAAUUGUCCCAAGAUUAUUCAGAUGGGGUUGUUCGCGUCAUGUGCCGGUAUCGAGAUGACUUGGCUGGCUGGAUUGAUGGUCAGCUUGGCGGGAGACUGUCGCCGGCAGUAGGUAGUGUUAGUGAAGACAAUGCAGAUGAUGACCAACCUCAGGAGUCUGUUUCAAGCAUUAGCUUGGGUGACGGGUCUUCCAGUCGCGUGUCUGGGUCCAGUAGAAGCUCGACCGCGACGAAGGCUCGUAUGGCGGCGGCUGCUGACAGGGCAGCUAUUGACAUUGAAGCCUCAAUACUAGAAGAGCGCCAGGCCUUAGAAAAGCAAGAGUUCGAGUUGUCCAAAGAGAGGGAAAGGUUGGAAUUGAAAGUAAAGUUAGCAAAAGCACGGGCGAAGGAAGAUGUCUGUUCGUCUAUGAGUGAUAAAGGCUCAGUUGCUUCAAGUAAGCAUUCCAAUAAGAGUUUCGAUAUAAACCGACCAUUGGAAACUUCUAAGUUGAGUCCGUUUACUACUCCCUUUGAAACAAAAGCUACAAGUAGGCCAAACCAAUUAGUGAAGUGUGCUGAGUCAGCCGACCCACGUCAGUCAACCCCAGUAGGUGUUGAAUCAGGACGCAUGCAUGUUGCCGACAUUCCAACAGAGACUGCGAUAAGUGUGCCAGAUGACAGCAGGCCCAAUGUAGCUGCAGAGGUAAACAACGAGGCCAGAGAUGUUUACACGGCUCAGCAGGGUGAGGUCACGGUAUCACAACAAGAUAACUCAGCAUUACCAGAUGCAUUGUUGCAAGUACUUGAUCAAGGGCAGAAGCAGCAGCAGUUGCUAUUAGACACCAUCCAACUACCCAAGGUUGAUCUUAUGACUUUUGAUGGUGAUCCAUCUAAGUACUGUCUCUUCAUUCGGUCCUUUGAGAAUUCGGUUGAUAAACAAACCAUAGAUGACAGUAUCAAGCUAGGUAGGCUGGUAAGGUUUUGUACAGGAAAAGCCAGGCGUGUUAUAGAAAGCUGCUCUGUGAAGGAGCCUACUGUACGAUACCAGCUGGCUAGGAAGCUGUUAAAAGAGAGGUUUGGAAAUGAUUUCGUCGUUUCUCAAACAUGGGUGGACAAAAUUGUCAAUAGAAAACCGGUUAGGGCCUCUGAUCCAGAGGCACUUAGAGAUUUGGCCGACGAUAUGUUGAACUGCGUUGAAACGUUGACAGCUAUGAAAAGGUUGGACAGCUUUAAUGAAACUAGCCUGGUUCAGAUCGUUGAGAAAUUGCCACUUUAUUUACAAAAUAAGUGGAAAGCGGUGGUACGUAAAAUCAGACAGGAAAAUAGAUCGCCUACAAUUCAGGACACUCUGAUAUUUGUCUCCAGAGCAGCAGAGGAGGCUAAUGAUCCAGUAUUUGGUAAGUGCGGCACAGCUUCAAAGGAUACCAGGGAUGAUAGGCAAGCCAAAGGGGCCAAAGAUAAGUCAAAGUCAUUUGGAAAGACGACAUUUGGUACUCAAGUAGGGCCAGAACCCACACAGAGACCUAAGAAGUGUGCAGCAUGUGAUGGUAACCAUUGGCUGCACGCGUGCAACAAGUUCAAGGCCAUGCAGCCGCCAGAUAGACUGGAAUUUGCGAGAAAGGCAAAGCUUUGCACGAACAGUUUCCGUUCAGGAAACUUUGCUAGCAGAUGUUCAAAGCCCAGUUACUGCGACAUAGCUGGAUGUGAGCGGAAGUACAGCAAGCUCUUACAUUUUGAUAAAACCAAACCAACUACCAAUCCUGAUGAAGAGAGAGGACGACCCGUUCCACGAAAUGCUGAUGCACGACCACCGAACAUUGAGAAUCAUUGUUCCUUCAAUGGGGCCGGAGUCACGCGGAGUCGUGUGGCAUUGCCAAUAGUGCCUGUGAAGGUGAGAGGGCGUGGCAGCGUAGGAUACGUCAAGACCUAUGCACUCUUGGACAGCGGGUCAAACAGGACUUUCUGUUCAGAUGACUGGGCCAGUCAGUUGGACCUGUCAGGCAUGAAGAAACAAGUAGAGGUAACAACACUAGAGAAGAAGAACAGUGUGAUGGAAGCAGCUAUAUACCAACUUGAUGUCACAGACCUCGACGAGAAUGAAGUCAUAGAGUUGCCGAGCGUUGUUGCUAGACCAGAUCUGCAUAUCAGCCCGACCAUCAUGACGAGCCAAGACUUAGACAAAUAUUCCCACCUCGAGAAGUUGGAGUUUCCUGUGAUUGAGCCUCGUAAAGUGCAACUGCUGAUUGGCCAAGAUGUUCCUGAAGCUUUAAUGCCAGUGGAUAUCAGAAGAGGCGCAAGGGGUGAGCCUUAUGCAACCAAGACUGCAUUGGGUUGGACACUGAAUGAUCCGAUAGGCGUCGACAGACAUGCAACAUCUAAUUUCAUUGGUUUAACCAGUCAUUGGGUCCAAGCGGACGUUAACCUGCAGAAACAGGUCGAGAAACUUUGGAAAUUAGAGAAUCUCACAGGAGAUGAACAAGGAAUGUCUAUCGAGGACAAAAGGGUAAUCUCGCUUUGGGAUGCUCGCGCUGACAAGGUAAACGGGCAUUAUCAGUUGCCCAUACCAUUCAAGUACUCACCACCUCACAUGUCUAAUAAUUACAGCAUGGCAGUUCAUAGGCUGAACCACUUAGGACGAAAGUUCACCCGUACCCCAGACUUACACCAGAGAUAUAAGGCAGAGAUUGCCACUUUGCUGGGCAAGGGCUAUGCCGAGGAAGUAACAUUAGAAGAGAUGAAUAGAAAGGAUGGCAUGGUCUGGUAUCUCCCGCAUCAUCCCGUGAUUAAUCCCAAAAAGCCAGAAAAACUUAGGAUAGUUUUUGAUUGCGCCGCACAAUGGAAGGGAACUUCAUUGAAUCAGCAGAUACUACAGGGUCCUGACCUCGCUAACAAACUGGUAGGUGUCCUUCUGAGGUUCCGACAAGAGAGGGUUGCAAUGAUGGCUGACGUAGAGGGGAUGUUUAACCAGGUAUUGGUCCAGCCAGACCACCGAGACGUGCUGAGAUUCCUAUGGUGGGAUGACGACGACCCCACCAAAGAGGUGAAGGUGUACCGGAUGAAGAUCACCUGUUUGGCGGGGUCUGGAGCCCCGGCUGUGCCAACUAUGCCUUAA
Lineus longissimus is the source of this 3324-nucleotide messenger RNA. RefSeq lists its product as uncharacterized. The record is from RefSeq and is a predicted model, not a curated record. Lineage: Eukaryota; Metazoa; Nemertea; Pilidiophora; Heteronemertea; Lineidae. The transcript has a single exon. Bases 1 to 3324 code for a protein of 1107 amino acids.